Molecule: messenger RNA, 1992 nt
Organism: Beauveria bassiana ARSEF 2860
Lineage: Eukaryota; Fungi; Ascomycota; Sordariomycetes; Hypocreales; Cordycipitaceae
Product: C6 transcription factor
Exons: 7
Coding region: 1-1992 (663 amino acids)
Cellular component (GO): nucleus
Source: RefSeq, a predicted model, not a curated record
AUGUCGCAUGCUCGCCCAGCAUCUUCCAUGCUUCGAACGCGACAAGCCUGCGAGCCCUGCCGGCCGGGCCGGGACACCACAGAGGGUCGCUUUCAACAGCUAGAACUCCAAGUAACGGAUCUAUACAACCGUCUGACGUCCCUGCCAAAUGCACCAGACUCUGAGGUCAUUCGCCGCGGUUCCGAUGGGAGCUUCCUGGAGUCACCAACAAUGCCCGCAAAUGAACCACCUCGUGGACACCUCCGUAGCGAGGACGGAAAAUUCACUACAGAAACUCCAGAACCGAGUGAAGCCGCCUUGAAACACUUUGUCAAAGUGUACAUCACACAACUACACCAUCAGCCCCUGGCCUUGUUCAAUCCCGAUAGGCUGUUACACGAUGUGAUGGCCGCACCUCGUUUUCUGUUAUGGAGUUUCUUGUCACUGCUUUUGAACAUAUCGAGCCAUGACUUUUAUGAGGGAGGUGUCGAUGCUGCUAAAGAACUCUACGCUCACUUGGCGGAGACUGCUGUCAUGAAGUUAGCAGCUGAUGGUGUCGCGACACACGAACUCAUACAAGCAUUAUGCUUGAUAUCUCUGAAGCAUAUCCAAACCAAGCAACCGAAGCGCAGUCUAGUAACCAUAGGGCUUGCUUCGAGACUAGUUUCGCUACAAGCGCUCUCCAAUAUCAGCAAUCCUACCACUGCAGAAGAUGAGGCUUCUAUACAAUGUUUCUGGAACGUCUUUGCUCUCGAGAGGCUAUUUCGCCCUCUAUCGGUUGCGGCUUGCGAUGACGAUAGGCUAAGCUAUCCUUCCAGUGCACCGCCACCCUCGCCAAUAUCUGGGGGAUUUCAUCAUCCUGCGGGUCACGGUAACUCGGCGGCGGGGCUUAGUAUUGCUUCAGCACAGGAUAUAGGGAUAUAUGGCCAUGCACUGUGCCUGACGGAGGUCUGGGGAAAGGUUCGAACCUAUCUACACAGACUACGCAAUGGUAGAGUCGAAAAGCCCUGGGUUCCAGAGUCGAGCCACGCAAAGAUAAGCAUUGAGCUGUUUGAGAAUGAAGCCCGGUAUGGAAAGCAACACUUGCUUUCCAACGUGGCAUUGGGCAAGAGAGGAGCAUCUGAGAUAGCUGCCCGGCGCGAUUAUUGGCAGCCGUGGAUGACUAUGCAGAUCAUUUCCCAUGCUGCACAGGCUAUACUCAACCACCCAUUUCUUCAUCUCAUGGUACUGCGCUCUCAGGACGGUAUACAAUACUCUAGUUUAUUCCUUCAGCAGACUGUUGACCUGGCAUUGUUUCACGGCGCCUGGGUAUUUCGGCUUCUCGAGAUUGCUGACGGGCGCCUGGAAGUUGUCAACCCUUUGAUAGGGGAUGUUGUUGCUGCCACCGCGACGGUCGUCUGGCUCUUUCAAUUUGCCAGGGAUCCCAAAGUAUCAGAGAGGGCGCGGAAUGAUUAUGCGAGGGGUGAGAGAUUUCUUGAGCGCAUGGCCCGCACGUGGCCACACAUCUCCCACAAGUCUGAAACUUUGAAGAAACUUCAGGCUCUAGCCGAAGGAAAUCACCAAGAGCUGACAGACCGGAGUGUGGCCAUUAACCUCAAGCCGAGCCUGUUUUGGGACCUGUUCGACCCUGAUCUACUUGACUCACAUGAACCAGCGAGGCUUGGCGAUGCGGAUUCAUCUUUGGGAGUUGGUGGUCGUGACCCGGAUGCAAGGAUUUGCCUUCAAACGCAGUAUGUCCAUCCUUUGGAUGAGGAACAGGACUUGAAGCAACCUUCAAACCCGAUAGAUUCGCGUACAGAUGCCACCGCGUUCCUACCAAGCUCGGAGGACUUGGAGCAAUUUUACAUUGGAGACCUACUAAACCACCGAUUUGCUUACGCCAAGUUUACAGCCACUGGCUGGCAUGACUUUGGUCCAGAGACGUCGUCAGUGAGCCCGUUGUGGCUAUCGAAGCAUCUCGAUGACCAGAUUCUCUUUCGCACCUUGAAUAGAAUGGGAGGCGAGGAGGGUUAA